Molecule: messenger RNA, 3099 nt
Organism: Candidozyma haemuli
Lineage: Eukaryota; Fungi; Ascomycota; Pichiomycetes; Serinales; Metschnikowiaceae
Gene: RDH54
Product: DNA-dependent ATPase
Exons: 2
Coding region: 1-3099 (1032 amino acids)
Biological process (GO): double-strand break repair via homologous recombination; reciprocal meiotic recombination
Cellular component (GO): nucleus
Molecular function (GO): ATP-dependent chromatin remodeler activity; DNA translocase activity; ATP binding
Source: RefSeq, a predicted model, not a curated record
AUGACCACCCACAUCACCACAAGCAGAAAAAUGUACGACUCGUACUACCACUUCUUCCCCUUCUAUAUGCUUACAAGCAGAGAGCAAAUGAUGUUGCACCUAUUUAUCCUUUCGUUCUUUUCGUUUGUCGGCUGGGGCAUCUACUCGUGUUUGCCUGGCUACGUGCCAUUUGUGAUUUCUAGAGGAAAAUACUACUUGACAGGCUCCCAGGAGGCGCUCGGCAACUUUUUCGCACUUUGUAGUAACAUGUAUCGAAACAGCCGAGUUUCGAAGUUCAAGCCGCCACGGCGGUUGGAUGACGGUGGAGGCGUCUCUGGUUCGCUGGCAGAGUCCUCUGGGAGUUUAUCUAGCAAGAUGGGUGCUGCUGGUUCGGCUACGGCGAAGCUUGCGAAAGGUAAACAAGCUGGGGACGCCAGACAGAAGCCUGGAUUAGCGGGAGAACGGGAUGGAUUCGUGUCAGAGAGGGCUAAGGGGAGUCAGCAGCAUUAUGUUGAUGUAUCUGAGAGCCCAGAUAAUGACGCUGGCUCUGGAAAGAGCCAGGACGCGUCUGGUGUUGAUCGUGAUUCGCUCCCAGGUGGUGACCCUGAGCACCAGAACUCCCAGAACUCCACUGAGCCUUUUCAGAACGGCUCCAAGGGGCUGAAUUCACGUUCUGCUUCUGUUCAGAGCAAAUCCAAGGCACCCUUAGCCUCUACAGCACCCAGCCAGGGCCUACGACGCUCGUCCCAGGACCCUUCUCAGAAACCAGGCCAAAGGGCAGGCCUCAAAAGGCUUAAACUAGAUAUAAACAGACCAGCGAGUGCUGUUGCGGCCUCCCAGUCUGGUUCUCGGCGUUUGUCUGUCCAAUGGAGAAAGAGAUCCACUAAGAAGAACAAGUCCUGGGAAGGAGACGGGUUUGUCUAUGUCCUGGAUUCAGAUAUUGUUCUUAAAGCUGAUACUAAGGGUAAUGGGACGCUACGAAUCUUGGGAAGAUCUUCAAAUACCAAUACUUCGGGAGUCUUGGUCUUGGGGCAGUAUGAGGCUGAAGUAGAUGAUGAAGGUGAUCUGAAACCAGUUAUGCCCUCUGAGCCUCGUCCUGAACCGGUCGUCGCUGCUCCUACCGCUUUCAAAUCUCCAUAUGUUGCAAAGGGUCCAAGACCUGUUUCGAGCGAGGCAUUCAUCUUAAACGAAGAAGAAGGUUCCAAAGUUGUCGUUGACCCAUCUCUCACUCGCUUUCUUAGACCCCAUCAAAGAGAAGGCGUUCAGUUUAUCUAUGACGGUCUUCUUGGUCGCCGUGUAGACGGCCAGCGGGGUGUUCUUCUAGCUGACGAGAUGGGUCUAGGAAAGACCCUCAUGACCAUCACUGUUAUCUGGAUGUUGCUUAAACAAAGUGUAUCGCCUGAUAAGAAUCUGGAUGCACUGAAAGUUUUGGUAUGCUGUCCAGUGUCGCUUAUUGAUAAUUGGAGAAAAGAGUUUGCCAAAUGGCUAGAUGUCAACCGUAUUGGCGUUCUUGCACUCAACGGAAAGAACCAGUCGCCAGCUAAGGAUAAGCAAGAUAUCACAGGCUUUGCUAGAACGAACGUAUACCAGGUUCUCAUUAUGGGGUACGAAAAGCUGUUGCUGUGUGCUCUGGAGCUUUCGACUGUUGACUUUGAUUUGAUAGUUUGCGAUGAAGGCCACCGUUUAAAGAACAACAGCAGCAAGGUGAUCAAAUUGCUAGAUGGACUCGGCGUUCAAAUGAGGUUGGUGCUUACAGGUACGCCUAUCCAGAAUGACUUGAAUGAGUUUUACACAAUCGCUAACUUUAUCAACCCCGGCAUCCUCGGUUCCCUGAGUGACUUCCAGAAACGUUUCGGUAAACCGAUUCUUCGUGCUCGUGAUGUUAAUUGUCGAAGCAGAGACAUGAUAAAGGAGGGCAGAAAAAUAUCCAAUGAACUUAUUGAGAUAACAAAGACGUUCACUCUUCGGAGAACACAAAGUGUGAUCAGCACUUUCUUAACAAAGAAGACAGACGUCUUGCUUUUCUGCCCGCCUACAAAACUACAGAAAUCAUUGUUUAAGCUAGUGCUUGGGUCUUCCAACUUUAAUGCCCUCAUGAACUCUGAUCCUCGCGAUGUGCUAGCACUUAUAAUGGUCUACAGAAAGAUCUGUAAUUCUCCAUCUUUGCUUGCAAAAGAUACAUUCUUUAACACGCUUUUAGGCGCAGAUGCAAGGAAAGAACUUGACCCUUCGUCGCUUACCACGCGAACUACUGGCAGCAAGGUCAAUGUUCUUGUACCUCUUUUGCUUGAGUUCCAAAAACGUGAGGAAAAGACUGUCCUUGUCUCGAACUUCACCCAAACUUUAGAUUUUCUUGCUAAUGUUUUGCUGAAACUUAAUAUCCAGUUUGUUCGACUUGACGGCUCCAGUGCAAGCAAUAUGAGAGACAAGUUGGUUGUCGAUUUCCACAAGUCACCAGGAUUUACAGUCUUUCUUCUUCUGGCCAAAGCAGGUGGAGUGGGCUUAAACCUUGUCGGUGCUUCCAGGCUAGUCCUUUUUGACAAUGAUUGGAAUCCGUCGGUAGAUCUUCAAGCGAUGGCCAGAAUCCAUAGAGAUGGGCAGAAGAAGCCUGUUUACAUCUACAGAUUAUUCACCACAGGUUGUAUCGACGAAAAGAUCUUCCAACGACAACUCAUGAAGGGAACCCUCAGUGAUAUGUUUCUAGACGACAAGUCUGAAUCAUCACUGAACAUCUUCGACUUUGAAGAUCUAAGAGACCUCUUCAAUGUUGCUGAUACCAAUUGCAAUACUCACGAUUUGAUUGAUUGUCCAUGUAUGGGCGUUGGCGAGAGCCUUGAGUCAUCACAAAAGCAAAACACCCAAGAAACUGAAACUGAUGAAGAUGAGUUACCGUCUCUGGGAUGGAUGAGUGCUCUGGACCUCCACAACAUGGCUCCAGACGAAAGCGCAAAGAAAAACUCUAUCAGAUUGGCAUUGUCUCAUUAUAAGCACUUUGAUCCACAAGAGUGUUCCUCAGAUGCUGAUGUCGAGGACGAGGUCGUGAACAGGUUACUACAAAAGCUUAAGCGUGAGAAGCUAUUAACUUACGUCUUUACUCACGUCACCCAAGGUUACUUAUAG